CGAGAGCCGCUUCAUGUCUCUGACUAAAAUGCGUGUUUGUUCAGUUAAUAUAUGCAGAUAGUAAGCGACAUCCAGCAAAACUACAGUAUUAGUUGUCUUGUCAGCAGCUGCUCGGUGAUGUUAACGCUCCUCGUCUCCCUUUCUUUGGUUUAUGGGCUGGAUGGUGCUGAUGUGGUUCUGUCCUGCUCUCUGAUCGAGGAAGGGGGCGGGAUGGGCGGCAUGGGCGGCAUGAUGGGAGGGGCGAUGUUCAAGCGCACUCCCGCCACUCUGGUCUUCAGGGAUUUUGUUGAGAAUGAAGGUCUGUCACCAGAGCUUGUGACCCCCUAUAACCCUCCUGAGACCCCUAAUCCCGAGGAUCUCAUCUUUGAGUUGAUGUUACCAUCCAUUCAGAUCCCCAACGCAGACUUGCUUCUUCACGCUGACUGUAAUGAACAGGAAGUGGUUUGUGAGAUCAGCCGUUACGUUCCUCGCGGAGCUGAUAUGGAUUCCCUACCAGCUCAUUUUAUUGGCUCAAUUCAGCUGGAAGGUGGAGGCAUCAGCCUCACUCUGGUGCUACAGACCCUCCACAGUGAGACCACACAAUCUGAUGCGCAACCACUUAUGCAGAGUAAACUGAAUCUGCCUCUCAGCCAAUCAGCAACGUUGCUGACAGAAGUUGUGUUUGUGGUGUUCUCUCGUGUACCAUCCAUUGUGGCAUUAAUAGGGGGUGAUGUGAUGUUGGACUGUGGCUUCAGACAAAAAGAGUCUGUCCCUGGGCAGGAUGUGGCUCUGGAGUGGCGCCUUCAACACAGAGGAAAUGGCCGUAAAAUUCUUGAUAUGAAGGCAAGGGAGAUGGAGACAGAAAUAGGAUCAGAUGUAUUCGUGGACCGGGAAAACACCAGCACUGAAGCAGAUCUUCUAGUGAGGGAUGGAAAUGCCUCUCUAACUCUCAGGACAUUGCAGGUCUCAGAUGAAGGCACAUACAUCUGCACCGUGGGCUCUGGAGACUUUCAGACUCAACAGAUCGUGCAGCUUCACAUUACACAACCGCCUCGCAUCACACUUUCUGAGGAGAAGCUGUCAUUUCCGGAUAGGACACCUCAGAGACUUAGCUGCCAUUGCAAUCGCUACUACCCUCUGGAUGUGCAGGUGGAGUGGUUUUCACAGGCUCCGUCUUCAGAAGAGUCUAUCUCGUUGUCUAAGGACUCCUCGCUCUCCAGUCAUCGGCAGCACAGUGAUGGAACAUUUUCUGUCUCUUCUCACCUCACCCUGUUACCAGACAAACACCCACCGGGGACUGUUGUCACCUGUAGAGUCUCACAUCCCUCCCUAGAAACUCCAACUAAUGCCACCCUCACUGUGGAAGAACCUGAGCCAGAUACAGCUUUCUGGACAAUAAGCUUGAUGUUGCUGAUAUCAGUGGUGUUUUUGUAUCAAGCGUUUAAAGGUGGAGUGUUUUAAGAGAAAAGCAGCAGCAACCUACUGAAAGAGGUCUUGGAAGGAACCAUUUUCGUUAUUUUGAUUUGCCUUUUUCUUCAUCCGUCUUUAAAAUGGAUUUGUUUCCCUCAGUCAUGGCACAUUUGUUUAAGUUUGAGGUUUUCUGUGUGGCUUAUUCAGUAAAAGUAAAACAACAACAAAACAAAAGAUGAUUUUUAAUUGUAAUGUUUUGAUUGUGUAAUGUUUAUGUGUUGUACAUUUUAUUUGCUUUAGUGAACGAAAUAAAAACAGAAACAGAGAUGA
Messenger RNA from Danio rerio (zebrafish), 1719 nucleotides. The record is from RefSeq and is a predicted model, not a curated record. NCBI's taxonomy places the organism in Eukaryota, Metazoa, Chordata, Actinopteri, Cypriniformes, Danionidae.